Molecule: messenger RNA, 2823 nt
Organism: Phragmites australis (common reed)
Lineage: Eukaryota; Viridiplantae; Streptophyta; Magnoliopsida; Poales; Poaceae
Product: probable mixed-linked glucan synthase 3
Exons: 3
Coding region: 107-2689 (860 amino acids)
Biological process (GO): plant-type primary cell wall biogenesis; cellulose biosynthetic process
Cellular component (GO): trans-Golgi network; plasma membrane
Molecular function (GO): cellulose synthase (UDP-forming) activity; mannan synthase activity
Source: RefSeq, a predicted model, not a curated record
UGCUACUUUCGUGUGCCACUGCACUGGCUUAAGUGUCAGUGUCCCCACCUUCCUCUGGUCUCAGCUAGAGAGGAAAAAAGCUACGGGCAGCUAGGACUUGCCAGCCAUGGCUUCGCCGGCGCCGGCUGCCGGUGCCGUCUAUGUAGGCAAUGGCGACCUCAUGGACCCGCUUCUAGUGAGCGCGAACGGCCAUGGCGCCGCCGCGAAGAAGGCCGGCCAUGGCGCCAAGGGCAAGUACUGGGUGGCCGCCGACAAGGCGGAGCGGCGGGCGGCGAAGGAGUCCGGCGGUGAGGACGGCCGGGCGCUGCUGUUCCGGAACUACAAGGUCAAGGGCUCCCUCCUGUACCCGUACAGGGCGCUGAUCGUCAUACGCGUAAUCGCCGUCCUCCUCUUCUUUGUGUGGCGCAUCAGGCACAACAAGUCCGACAUCAUGUGGUUCUGGACGAUGUCCGUCGUCGGCGACGUCUGGUUCGGCUUCUCGUGGCUCCUCAACCAGCUGCCGAAGUUCAACCCCGUCAAGACCAUCCCCGACCUUGUCGCCCUCAAGCGGCACUACGACCUCCCCGACGGCACCUCCAGACUCCCCGGCAUCGACGUCUUCGUCACCACUGCCGACCCCAUCGACGAGCCCGUACUCUACACCAUGAACUGCGUCCUCUCCAUCCUCGCCGUCGACUACCCGGUCGACAGACUCGCCUGCUAUCUCUCGGACGACAGUGGGGCGCUGAUGCUCUACGAGGCGUUGGUCGAGGUUGGAAAGUUCGCGCCUCUAUGGGUUCCGUUCUGCCGCAAGUACAGCAUUGAGCCAAGGGCACCAGAAAGCUAUUUUGAGCAUGUGGCACCGCCACAGGCUGGAAGAGCAACGCAGGAGUUCUUGAAUGAUUAUAGGAGGGUGCAGAUGGAGUAUGAUGAGUUCAAGGUGCGCUUGGACAAGAUCGGUGAUACCAUCUGCAAGAGGUCUGAUGUUCACGACAGCAUCAGAUCUGCAGAAGGGGAUCAAAAGGCGACUUGGAUGGCAAAUGGGACGCAAUGGCCAGGCACAUGGAUUGAUCCAACAGAAAACCAUAGAAAAGGACACCAUGCUGGAAUUGCCAAGGUUGUGUUGGAACAUCCAAGCCGUGGGCAACAUUAUGGUUCACAACCAAAUGAUGAAAACAAUCCCAGCAUUGGUGCCACUGAUGAGCGCCUACCAAUGCUUGUCUAUGUCUCUCGUGAGAAGAACCCAAGCUAUGACCACAACAAGAAGGCAGGUGCCUUGAACGCACAACUGCGGGCCUCUGCUCUCCUCUCUAAUGGGCAGCUCAUCAUCAACUUUGACUGCGACCACUACAUCAACAAUUCCCAGGCCCUACGUGCGGCCGUUUGCUUCAUGCUUGAUCAGCGGGAAGGUGACAAUACUGCCUUCGUUCAGUUCCCACAACGCUUUGACAAUGUUGAUCCGACGGACCGCUAUGGAAACCACAAUCGGGUCUUCUUUGAUGGAACCAUGCUUGCCCUUAACGGCUUGCAAGGGCCCUCAUACCUCGGCACUGGUUGCAUGUUCCGUCGCUUAGCACUCUAUGGUAUUGACCCACCUCAUUGCAGACCAGAUAACAUCACCGCCGAAGCUAGCAAGUUUGGUAAUUCCACACUCUUCCUAGACUCAGUGUCUAAAGCCCUCAAGCAAGAAAGGUCAACCGCACCACCUCCACUUGAUGACACAUUUCUUGCAGAGUUAGAGAGGGUUGUGUCGUGUGCUUUUGACAAAGGGACGGACUGGGGCAAGGGUGUAGGGUACAUCUAUGACAUAGCCACAGAAGACAUAGUGACAGGCUUUCGCAUCCACGGGCAGGGGUGGCGUUCCAUGUACUGUACAAUGGAGCAUGACGCGUUCUGUGGCACUGCACCAAUCAACCUCACUGAGCGCCUCCAUCAAAUUGUCCGUUGGUCAGGCGGAUCUCUGGAGAUGUUCUUCUCCCACAACAAUCCACUCAUCGGCGGCCGUCGAAUUUGGCCCCUCCAGCGUGUCUCCUACCUCAACAUGACGGUCUACCCAGUGACAUCAGUCUUCAUCCUGAUAUAUGCUCUUAGCCCGGUGAUGUGGCUUAUCCCUGAUGAAGUCUACAUCCAGAGACCAUUCACUAGGUAUGUCGUGUACCUUCUCGUAAUCAUCGUGAUGAUUCACAUGAUUGGCUGGCUCGAGAUAAAGUGGGCUGGGGUCACAUGGCUGGACUACUGGCGCAAUGAGCAGUUCUUCAUGAUCGGCUCCACAAGCGCAUACCCGGCGGCAGUGCUGCACAUGGCGGUGAACCUCCUCACAAAGAAGGGCAUACACUUCAGGGUCACUUCCAAGCAAACUACUGCUGACAGCAACGACAAGUUCGCCGACUUGUAUGAUUUUCGAUGGGUGCCAAUGCUCAUCCCGACGGUGGUAGUUCUAAUUUUCAAUGUUGGUGCCAUUGGUGUGGCCCUGGGCAAAACAGUGGUAUACAUGGGAAUAUGGACAGCGGCGCAGAAGAGGCAUGCAGCUAUGGGUCUGCUGUUCAACAUAUGGGUCAUGUUUCUCCUCUACCCGUUUGCACUAGCGAUCAUGGGACGGUGGGCGAAGAGGCCGGUCAUCCUUGUAGUCUUGUUGCCGGUUGUCUUUGUACUUGUUGCCCUGUUGUAUGUAGGUCUCCAUAUCUUACUUGCCAAUGUUAUUCCUUUCUAGGUGGUAGGUAGAGUAAAAACAUUGUAAUUUCUUGUGUAGUUACCAAGGAACCAAUUAUGUUCCAUUGUGUCAAAUAAAACACUGUAUUCUUACUUGGUAAUAAUAAAGAAUGGUUCUAACUAAGUUCAGACCAU